AUGCCGCGCAGGACGCACAAGAAGUCUCGAAAUGGCUGCGUUGAAUGCAAACGCCGUCACGUGAAGUGUGAUGAGCGGCGACCUAUCUGCUCCAAUUGUGUUUCUUCAGAACGACAGUGCCAGUUCGUAGCACCUGCUCCGUCCGUCUCCUCAGCAAGAGCUUCACCGAGCACAAGUCAUGAAUUCGCUUCUGCAUCUCCCGCCACCAGCUCACCCGCGCAAGAGGUCACAUCUGCACCGGCCGGCUUUGCCCAGGGUUCUCCAGUCAAUUUGCUUCAUGUGGAGCUUCUUCACAAUGUACUUCUGGAAAGUGCUAAAUGGAUUAACGCCCGCGAGAUGUCGUCUGGCCUGUCCUUUCCCGACAUGCUGAAAAUUGGUCUCGAAGCACCCUAUCUCCUCAACAUGUUGCUAGCCGUAAGUGCUUUGAAUCUGAGCAUCACUACGCGAGGCCGUCGAGACUUUUACCGGCACCAUGCGACCCAACUUCAAAAUCACGCAUUGAACAACUUCAAUAGUCUGUCACCCCAUUUCGACCAGGACACCUGUAUUCCAAUGUUUCUCUUCGCAUCAAUCCUGGGACUACACUUGCUCUGCGAUACCAUCGUCUUCCGAGAGGGUACGUUCGAGGGCUUUCUCGACCGUUUUGUACAGUAUCUUCGACUUCAUCAAGGAAUACGAACAAUCACAGCCGAAGGACGAUGGGAGUACCUCCGGGAAACGAAGCUCAAGCCAAUUUUGACUUUCGGCGAAAAGCUUCCUUCUAUGGAUUCUGGGUUUGGACCGGUGUGCGGAGCUUUAUACGAACGUAUCCAGGGCGCUGAGAAAGAUGAAGCUAGGCUGAAAAUAUAUCGUCAAACUAUUCAAGCCCUGCAGGUGGUAAUGACAGCAAUCGAUUCGAAAUAUGAACGCUUGGACGCGUUGGUGGCGUGGCCUGUCAUGAUAUCCCCUAAAUAUGUGGAUUUGAUAGCUUCUCGCCAAGGAGAAGCCUUGGUGAUUCUGGCAUAUUACGGCGCGCUUGUUCAUCCAAGCCGUGGUCAUUGGGUGUUUCAAGACGGGGGCCAAUUUCUGAUAGAAUCCGUCACCCAAUAUCUAGGACAUGCCUGGAGUGAAUGGCUCGAGUGGCCAUGGAAAGCCUUGACCUGA
Molecule: messenger RNA, 1143 nt
Organism: Penicillium daleae
Lineage: Eukaryota; Fungi; Ascomycota; Eurotiomycetes; Eurotiales; Aspergillaceae
Product: Zn(II)2Cys6 transcription factor domain-containing protein
Exons: 2
Coding region: 1-1143 (380 amino acids)
Biological process (GO): regulation of transcription by RNA polymerase II
Molecular function (GO): zinc ion binding; DNA-binding transcription activator activity, RNA polymerase II-specific
Source: RefSeq, a predicted model, not a curated record